Racocetra fulgida is the source of this 678-nucleotide messenger RNA. The record is from the annotation of a GenBank genome assembly. NCBI's taxonomy places the organism in Eukaryota, Fungi, Glomeromycota, Glomeromycetes, Diversisporales, Gigasporaceae.
AUGGAGCAUGUGAAAGCGUCAUUUUUACGACUGGCCAUUGCGGAACUAGUUUUCGAUGAUCAAGUAGAAACAAAAGAAGAAAAACCAACCGAGAAUGCAAAUAAUUCAGUUGAAGCCAAUGAGAAUGAAGAAAAGAAAGAAAAAGUAGAGGAUGAAGUCCCUGUUGAAUCAACCGAAUUAGAACAACCUAAACCGAAAAAAAAGAAGAAAAAAAUUGAUUUUGCUGAUUUCGAAAGGCAAUUGAAGGAAGUAGAUGAAGAUGAGUCACGUGGUGCAGAAGAUGACAAAGAAGACAACAUAUUUGUGCCAGAAGGCGAGCAGGUAGAAAAAGAAUUAAAAGUUGAGGAAACUUGGCUAAAAUCAGAUCGGGAUUACACGUAUCAAGAACUUUUGGGGCGAGUAUUCCGAAUUCUUCGGCAAAAUAACCCCGAACUUGCAGGUGAUAAGAAAAGAUACACGAUUGUUCCACCAUCAGUCCAUAGAGAAGGAAAUAAAAAGACAAUUUUCGCGAAUAUUUCUGAUAUUUGCAAGAGACAACCAGAACAUGUCAUUCAAUUCUUAUUUGCUGAGUUGGGAACAAGCGGUUCGAUUGACGGUUCACAAAGACUAGUUAUUAGAGGCCGUUUUGUACAAAAACAAAUAGAGAAUGUUUUACGUCGGUAUAUAGGUAAGGACUGA